AUGGCGCGUGAGAAUGCGCAUUGGUUUGAUCAGUACACAUGGGCAUUGUUCAAAGCCAUGUCACACAUGUUAUCCAUUGGUUACGGUCGUUAUCCACCAACAAGCUUGAACGAGGCCUGGGUAACCGUUGUCAGCAUGGUAACCGGUGCAACCGGAUACGCGUUAUUCGUUGGUCAUGCUGCAGCACUAAUUCAAUCUUUUGACUGUUCCAAACGCAUGUACCGUGAAAAGUUCAAGCAAGUUGACGAAUACAUGGCUUUUCGGAAGCUGCCCCGUGCACUUCGACAACGCAUUGCCAACUACUACGAGCAUCGAUAUCAAGGGAAAAUGUUCAAUGAGAACGAAAUACUAAAUGAAUUGUCCGAAUGUCUAAAAGAGCAAAUAAUCAAUUACAAUUGCCGGGCUCUUGUAGCCGCCGUUCCUUUUUUCACUUUUGCCGACCAAAACUUCGUUUCGGAGGUGGUGGUCAAACUGCGCUACGAAGUCUUUCAACCGGGUGAUCUAAUUAUCAAGGAAGGUACUAUUGGAUCUAAGAUGUACUUCAUUCAAGAAGGUAUCGUCGACAUUGUCACACGAGAUGGAGAAAUAGCCACCAGCCUGUCGGAUGGUUCGUAUUUUGGAGGUACUCUUAAAAACAAAAUAAACAAAAUCACACUCCAAUUUGAACAUGUUGUAUGA
Molecule: messenger RNA, 678 nt
Organism: Echinostoma caproni
Lineage: Eukaryota; Metazoa; Platyhelminthes; Trematoda; Plagiorchiida; Echinostomatidae
Source: the annotation of a GenBank genome assembly